CGAAUAAUUACUGAAUAUAUUGCUUCAGUACCAAAAGAAUAAGCAAAGUAAUUGUUGCACAAGUAAAAUGACUAAGUUAAAUAUAGUGGUAAUAACUGCUUUUUGUUUAUUAAAGGAUUUAACAAAUGCAGCCAAUACUUGUGAUGUAGCGCAAACAUGUGUGACAGAUCUAUCAGAAGCAAAUUGUACUAGUCAAAAUAUGGUUCUAGUGCGAAAUUCCAAUAUAUUCGGAUGUUGUCCCAGCUGUCAGCCACCAACUGGUACACCAGAUACUGGAUGCACUGCUCCGGCCAACUGUCUUCCAGAUGGGCGGUACGCACCUGUUCAAUGCAAAGGCGAUUUAUUUAACGGAAGGUGUUUCUGUAGCGACGAAAAUGGGAAGAGAAUAUUUGGACAAAUGUGGAGAGAUCAAGCUAGUGAAAUGACUUGUGCAUGCAGCAGAAGGAGAGCCGAAUUAGAGGCAACGGAAAGAAGAAGCAUAACACUUCAUUGCACACCUAAUGGGGACUAUGAACCGCUGCAGUGUGACGAUGGUAUGUGCUGGUGUGCGGUUCCUAAAACUGGCCAACCCACUGUCACACCAGUACCGGAGAAAGAUAUGACACAAUUGCCUUGUUACAGUGCAGGAGCAAUUGGCGAGUCAUAUCUAAGACGAUGUGAAAGCAUAGUUCAGAGUUUUAGAAACAUACACCAAGAGCAAUCGGAACACGGAACAUUUUUCAUUGGUAAUCCAACCACAUUCUGCGACUACGACGGUAGCUACGGACCUUAUCAGAUACAGAAUGGAAUCGCCUAUUGCACUGGUCGAGAUGGUAAAAUUUUAGGCUCUUGGCAGAUUAUGUCAAACUUAAUGACUGGAAUGAAUUGCAACUGCGCCCGUGAUACGAUGAUAUACUUCCCAGCGAGCGGAAAGACUGUCACGGAGGUAUGUCGGGAGAACGGAAACUAUCAGCCGAAUCAGAAGGCGGGCGACGUGUACUACUGUGUGGACAGCGAUGGUUACAUGACAGAGGAAGGUCUGAUGGACGCAUGGCCAGAUGAUCACUGUUUACGUUAUGAUCCUAUGUAUGACUAAAUAUUAGUAAUGAAAAAUAUAAUGGUUUACUUGCGUAUAUAUUUAGUAAUAAUUCUA
This is a messenger RNA of Galleria mellonella (greater wax moth), 1132 nucleotides long. RefSeq lists its product as uncharacterized. The transcript is spliced from 7 exons. NCBI's taxonomy places the organism in Eukaryota, Metazoa, Arthropoda, Insecta, Lepidoptera, Pyralidae. The record is from RefSeq and is a predicted model, not a curated record. Gene Ontology annotation, biological process: cell-matrix adhesion. Bases 68 to 1075 code for a protein of 335 amino acids. Gene Ontology annotation, cellular component: basement membrane.